Corythoichthys intestinalis (scribbled pipefish) is the source of this 4397-nucleotide messenger RNA. It is a transcript of the gene cdh2, whose product is annotated as cadherin 2, type 1, N-cadherin (neuronal). The coding region runs from base 408 to 3131 and encodes 907 amino acids. The record is from RefSeq and is a predicted model, not a curated record. Gene Ontology annotation, biological process: regulation of synaptic transmission, glutamatergic; cell morphogenesis; regulation of axonogenesis. NCBI's taxonomy places the organism in Eukaryota, Metazoa, Chordata, Actinopteri, Syngnathiformes, Syngnathidae. Gene Ontology annotation, cellular component: adherens junction; presynaptic active zone membrane; postsynaptic specialization membrane. The transcript is spliced from 16 exons. Gene Ontology annotation, molecular function: calcium ion binding; cadherin binding.
UUCCUCAAAGAUUUAAAAUUUAGAACCAUUUUGCCGAUUUUUUCCCUGCACCCACCAACGUUUACGUGUUGGGUUGGCUUGUUGUGGGAGAUCACUCUUCGGCUAGUGAGGCGACGUGUGACCAGUAGGGAGAGACAGUGAGUGAAGCUGUUGUAGUGUAUUGGACCAAGGCUUGUCUUUUGUGUUGCGGUGGAGUGGAAGGAAGGGAGAGGAGGAGAGUUACAGCAGCCUCAGUACCAGCCAGUGCUUCUCCCGGAUACGCUCCACGGAGGAGGCUGCUUCAGCCCAAGACCCGACAGCCUUUCAUCUUGAGAAAAAGAGAGAGGGGUCGUGUCUCCCUUAUUUUUAUUUUUGACCAGCGAGUGGGAUUGUGGUUGUAAUUUCAAAGAGGAUUUUACACGAGAAAAAUGUACCCACGACGGGAGGGCAGCGACGGGCUGCUCCUGCUGGCGCUCCUGGCAGUACUGCAGAUCGCAGCAGAAUGCGGUGUCAUCACACCAUGCAGGCCUGGCUUCUCUGAAGAUGUAUACAAGGUCAGCUUGCCAGAUAUCACGGAGAUGGGACAGCCCCUUUUUACUGUGAAAUUUGUCGACUGUGGCCGAGGGGGUCUGGUGCAUUUCGAAUGCAGCAACCCGGAGGACUUCCGGAUAGACGCCGACGGGGUGGUCUACGCUGCCAAGAAUCUGCAGCUCUCUGGAGCCCAAAUGUCAGCGCUGCUGAUCAAGGCCAUUGACGACACUAAGCAGCAAUGGAUAAGCCUUGUCAGAUUCACACCCUCCAACCAGCAGGUCAUAGAAGCCGCUUCUGAUCCAGCCAUGUCCAAGGAUUUGAAGGAAAUAGCAUUUCCUCCACGGAAGUUAGACAGCCAGCUAAAACGCAUGAAGAGAGACUGGGUCAUCCCCCCUAUCAAUGUCCCAGAGAAUUCACGAGGUCCAUUCCCACAAGAGCUUGUCCGGAUCCGUUCGGACCAUGAUAAGAACCGAUCUUUGAGAUACAGCGUGACGGGCCCUGGCGCUGACCAACCUCCUACUGGCAUCUUCCUAAUCGAUGCGAUCUCUGGAGAGCUCUCGGUUAACAAGCCGCUGGAUCGAGAGCAUAUUCCCAACUUUCAUUUGAGAGCUCAUGCAGUCGACCUGAAUGGUAACCAAGUAGAAAACCCUAUUGACAUUGUGAUCAAUGUGAUCGACAUGAACGACAACAGGCCUGAAUUCAACCACCCAAUUUGGAAUGGCACCGUCCCCGAGGGCUCCAAGCCAGGCACAUUUGUCAUGACUGUAACUGCAGUCGACAAAGAUGAUCCCAAAACCGCUAAUGGGAUGAUACGUUACAAGAUCUUGUCUCAGAACCCCGACAGUCCAACCUCCAACAUGUUCACCAUCAAUAAUAGAACUGGAGGCAUCAUUACUGUGGCAGCAGGCUUGGACAGAGAGAAAGUGCCUCAGUACACACUAAUCAUCCAGGCCACUGACACCGAGGGCAACCCAAUGUAUGGCCUCUCCAACACAGCCACCGCUGUCAUCAGAGUCACCGAUGUCAAUGACAACCCACCAGAGUUCACUGCUGAGACGUUUUUCGGAGAGGUGCACGAAAACCGUGUGAACGUGAUUGUGGCCAAUCUGACGGUGACUGACAAGGACCAACCCAACACUCAGGCCUGGAACGCCGUUUACAAAAUCACAGGGGGCGACCCCACCGGAAGGUUCUCCGUGCCUACUGAUCCCACCAAUAAUGAGGGUCUCGUGACGGUUGUUAAGCCUAUUGACUAUGAAAUGAGCAAGGCGUACGUGCUGACAGUGGAGGCAAGGAAUGAGGUGCCCCUAGCCAGAGGCAUCCACUCUCCCCGUCAGUCCACUGCUACCGUCUCCAUACGAGUUCUCGAUGUCAAUGAGAGCCCCUACUUUGAUCCCAACCCUAAACUCAUUAAACUGGAAGAAGGAAAGAUGCCGGAGUCCAUGCUGACAACCUACACGGCACAGGACCCUGAUCGCUACAUGCAGCAAAGUAUACGCUACACUAAACUGUUUGAUCCGGCCAGUUGGCUGAGAAUUGAUCCCAACAACGGUAGAAUUACAACAACUGCCAUUUUGGAUAGAGAGUCACCUUUUGUGAAGAACAACUUGUACAAUGCCACGUUCUUGGCCACUGACGACGGCAACCCUUCAGCAAGUGGCACAGGCACUUUGCAGAUCUAUCUGCUGGACAUUAACGACAAUGCCCCACGAGUUUUCCCCCAGGAAGUGGAAAUAUGUGAGAAACCCGAACCCAACGCCAUCAACAUUACGGCGAUCGACGGAGACUUGAUGCCUAAUGCUGGGCCCUUUGCAUUUGAGUUGGCUGACAUGCCCUUCGAUGUUAAGAGGAACUGGACCAUCACCAGAAUCAGUGGCGACUACGCGCAGUUGCGCCUGAAGAUUGGUUUCCUCGAGAGUGGCAUUUACGAAUUGCCCAUCAUCAUCACAGACUCUGGAAAUUUGCCUCAGUUUAACACCUCCCACCUGAGGGUCAAAGUUUGCCAAUGUGACAUUAAUGGCGACUGCACUGACCAGCAGCACAUCAUGGCCGCCGGCCUGGGCACGGGCGCCAUCAUCUCCAUCCUGCUGUGCAUCAUCAUCCUCCUAAUUCUGGUGCUGCUCUUUGUGGUUUGGAUGAAACGUCGUGAUAAAGAACGCCAAGCUAAACAGCUCCUCAUCGAUCCCGAGGAUGACGUGCGAGACAACAUUCUCAAGUAUGAUGAAGAAGGCGGCGGCGAAGAGGAUCAGGAUUACGACCUGAGUCAGCUCCAGCAGCCGGACACCUUAGAACCCGACGCCAUCAAGCCUGUGGGGAUCCGACGUCUCGAUGAGAGACCCCUCCACCCUGAGCCGCAGUACCCCAUGAGGUCUGCCGCCCCCCACCCUGGAGACAUCGGAGACUUCAUCAACGAGGGCCUGAAGGCGGCCGACAACGACCCCACCGCGCCCCCUUACGAUUCCCUGCUAGUGUUCGACUACGAGGGCAGUGGCUCCACCGCCGGCUCCCUGAGCUCGCUCAACUCAUCCAGCAGCGGCGGUGACCAGGACUACGAUUACCUCAACGACUGGGGGCCUCGCUUCAGAAAACUGGCAGACAUGUACGGCGGUAGCGACGAUUAGGAUGUGAGGAAGAUUUCGAAAAGAAGACGAUGACGACGACGAAAUGAAGGAGAGAUUCCUUGUGGAUGGACGUGGACAUGUUGUGAUGAAACUGUGAGAGCAAAGAAAGACAAAAGGAUGCAGAGAUUUUUUUUCACAAAAAAAAAUACAGAAAAAGAAAAAACAACUCAGCUUAUUGUUGUAGUCUCCGCGUACAUAAUGCUUGUCGGCGGCACCGGUGGACGGCUCGCACCAUUCAAGACUUGUGGGGUAUUGAAUGCGCUCAGUUAAACUUGAACUUCACAGUACAGAAGCACUGGGAUAUAAUGUGCCUUUUUGUACAUUUCUUUUGGAUGGAAAUGAUUAGUUUUUUUUGUUCAAGGCUUUAAUGGUACUGACUUUUUUUUGGAGUGAUUUCAAACUAGUGACACUCUGGUACGCUUUGAUCACCCCUUUUCUUCUUUCUUUCUUUCUUCCUAUUUGUUCGUGAAGGUUUAUUUAAUGAAGGAUCAUCUGUCGAUGUGAUGGAAAGAACAAUGAAGAGCAGCACUGUAUAGUGUGUCCUUGAAAAUCUGACAGUUAUGCAGCUGGUUGAAGCUAAAAAGGAGUUAAGAAUCACAAUUUUGUAGCAGUUUUUUUUUUUAUUGAGUGAUGUAGAACAGUAUUAGACAAACAAAUACAAAAAAAAAAUGGUCUGAUCAACGUCCACUUCGUUUUGCCUUAGUCAACAUUGGAUAUUUUGGACUUUUGAUUCACUGUAAAAAGAUGUGUGUACAUAAUGUUUGUUUUCUUUUUAUCUUUUCUUUGGGUGUAGUAUAUGAACAAGUGCAAAAAGUUCCAAAACCUGUAAAUGUUUCAUUUGGACAUCAAAAAUGGACAAAUUCUUUUGCAUGUUUUUAUCUUUUCAUGAUGACAAAACAGGGGGAAAAAGUAUUGUUCCCCACAUUUAUUUACAAGAUGGAGGGGAGGAAAAAAAUCAAUCUGGGUGACAGUCUGUGUGUAGAAGUUAAGGAAGAUUUUGUAUAACAAUAUCAUUUGAAAGAGAAAAAAAAAAAAAGAAUCGGAAAAACCGUCGUCUCGUCAGCACAACUGUUGAAUUUGUACCAAAAAAAAAAAAAAGUGUGGGUGAGGGGGUGUGACAUGCAAGGCACUGAUUAUUAAAGCUGAGCUUUAAUAGUGAAAAACAUUUUGGACUUGAGCUGUGUGGAAAAGCAUUUUGUUCUGCUCAACUAAUUAUCUCUCUUACCCAAACUAUCCAAAUAAAAGUCCAGUUUUGGAGCUCAUAAA